Messenger RNA from Vigna unguiculata (cowpea), 633 nucleotides. RefSeq names its product 3'-5' exonuclease-like. The record is from RefSeq and is a predicted model, not a curated record. Lineage: Eukaryota; Viridiplantae; Streptophyta; Magnoliopsida; Fabales; Fabaceae. Gene Ontology annotation, biological process: nucleobase-containing compound metabolic process. Gene Ontology annotation, molecular function: 3'-5' exonuclease activity; nucleic acid binding. Gene Ontology annotation, cellular component: nucleus; cytoplasm.
AUGAAUAGAAACGUAGUGGACUACAACAUCCGCAACAACACCUACAACCUAUACGACGUCACUUUCGAAAAUCACAACAUCCACACCCUCGUCACCCACCACCCCUUCCAAGUCGAGAGGUGGCUCUCCAACAACACCGGCCGUCGCCAGGACCUCAUGGUGGGCCUGGACAUUGAGUGGCGGCCUAACACUCAGCCCAACACGCAAAACCCCGUAGCCACCCUCCAACUCUGCGUGGGUCACGCUUGCCUCGUCUUCCAGAUUAUCCAUUCUCCUUACAUUCCCCACUCUCUCGUUUCCUUCUUCCUAGACCCUAACGUUACUUUCUUCGGCGUUGGGAUACGCGCUGACGCCAAGAAGCUUCUUCAAGACUACGGCCUCUACGUGGGGAACGUGUGUGAACUUCGUUCUCUGGCUGCGGAUUUGCUUUGGCGUUACCCUCAUCUGAAGCGGGCUGGGCUGAAGACUCUGUGCCGCCAUGUUCUCGAAGUGGAGGUUGAGAAGCCGCUGAGUGUGACCAGGAGUUUCUGGGAUACUCCCCAGCUCACCACCGAACAGGUUCAGUAUGCUGUCAUUGAUGCCUUCCUCUCCUAUGAGAUUGGACGCGUGUUGAAUGAACGCUCGUAUCCGUAG